Penicillium paradoxum is the source of this 909-nucleotide messenger RNA. RefSeq lists its product as uncharacterized. The coding region runs from base 1 to 909 and encodes 302 amino acids. Lineage: Eukaryota; Fungi; Ascomycota; Eurotiomycetes; Eurotiales; Aspergillaceae. The record is from RefSeq and is a predicted model, not a curated record. The transcript is spliced from 3 exons.
AUGCAAACGAACGUGGAACUCCCCAUUUGCAAUCAACUUCUGUCGAAGAUUGCCGACCGAGCCGACUUUAUUGAGUUUGGGAAUAAAGUUGUUUCCGAGGCUAUUGAGAUGGAAGUGAGUGCGCCAGAGAAUCAGUCUGCUGUUGAUCAAUGGGUGUACAGGAUAUGGAGGUACUUUGGGUCCCAUACAACGCCUGAUGGAGAAUGGAAAAUUGACUACGAUGCCGACGUGCCACCGCCAGAGAAAACGGCUUGGGGUCUCCAAGAGAUCAGGGAAAUUCUGGAGCAACAAACUACCCCAGACUACGAAUCCGAGGAUCUGUGUCUCACAUGGGGCUCAGAUGAUGAAAAGACACUCACGGUUACCAACUUCACAGACUCCUCGGAAAGUGACCUCCAAUAUGUCAUGCAUGUCCUAUUCCUCGCGGGCAACACAGACAACGGCCCUCUCGAGCGUACAGCCCGAAUUUUCUCACUAAAAGUUUUAUCCAGAAUUGCAUCCACACGGAUGGGACUCGAGUUCCGAAUUCCAGGCCCGAGCCUAGUAUCCAUUUUGUCAUCUCCCAACCCUAGCAAGUUCCCUGUUGUUCCCAACUAUGGGUGCAAACAGUUUGCAGUCACACUUGAUCAACUGGCCUUUAUAACGGAGCCGGAUGUCCUGUUUCUUAUAGAAAAUAUAGAAUCAAAACCCGAGUUUGGCUCCUCUAGCUAUGAAACGAUUAUUCGCCGCAGUGCAGGCGUGAUCGAGGCUGUGAGGAGGCUGGCUAUGCUGGACUUGAAAGAAAAGGUGGGAUGGGAUGAUGUGAGAUAUCCUAAAGCCGAUGAGUGGUGCCAGAUCUUUGGCGUUUUGCUGGAGCAUUAUCAGAAUAUGGUGCUUGCGCUUGAGCCGUUCGAGCCAUAUCAGCCAUAG